GACUCGCUAGCUGAACGGACGUGUAGGUUCACGUUGGCUGCUCGGUCGCCCGCUGUGUGUGUGUUUUUCUUUUUAUUUGGUUGUUUUGUGUGUGUGUGUGUGUUGGACGACGCCAUCGCUGUUGGUGUGGGAUUGGUCAUUCUGAGUUGGGUGUGAUUAUUGUGUUGUUUGUCUUUCGUGUUGUGUAAAAGUUGCAUGCGAGAAGUGAGACUGCGAGUGACCAUUGAGGAUUGUUUCCUGUGCAGCAGCAGCAGUAGCAGCAGCAGCACGUUGACUUUUUGUGGGCCGGAUCGAUCGAUCGGUGGGUGGCGUCGUCGGGCGGAGUCACCCCCGUAUGACGAUGGCUUCUAACGAUCUCCCUGGGACUCUUUGAGAUAAGGGGAGCCACAGAGAAAAGGGCUUGCUUGGGUGACCUAAUGAAAUUUUCGACUCUAACCUCCUCUCUUCUGCCGCGCCUACUACUCUGCGACGCCAACGCCCUCUGAUCUGACGACGCAUCAGACCCGCCCGGCCUGUUAUUACCGGUCUCUCGGGCUGCCAUGGGCUAGUGAACGACACCACACCAAGAAACAAGAAAGGAAAGAAAAAAGAAAAUAAAUAUAUAUCAGGAUGGACUUCCGGAUCGGCCGGACGGUCGUUUCUCCCUCAUCAUCCGCUUCAUCCGGAUUGCUUUACCCUCCGGCUGCACCGCACAGUUUGACGCCGACGCCCAUCUUCUAUUACCCAGGUUUACCACUAAAAAUUCCGCCGUCCCCACAUUCUUCGCCUUUGGUGGCUGGACUGAAUGGCAACCAUCACAGGACGGCCGGUGGUACCACAUCGAGUUCAAUGAUGAGGAGCACAGCAACCGUACAGCCGUCGGCGCUGCAUCCACCCGUGCCUCAAUCGUCGCCGCAUCACCAUCGAACCGCACCUGGUUCAUCAGCAGUGGUCUCUCCUUCGUCAACCGGAACGUCGGCACGCCAUCAGCACAGCUCGAGUAACAAUAGCAAUUGCAGCAGUAGCAGUAGCAACAGCAGCAGUAGCAGUUUUGCGGCCGCCUUGCGUCAUUUGGCCAAACAGGCCGGCGGCCCAACGCAGUCAACCAUUCAUUCCGAUCCAGAAGUGGAAACCAGUCCCAACCGAUCAAGCAGCAGCUACUCCGGAGCAACGCACGGCUAUCCCCCCUACAAUGGCGAUAGAGUGUCGAAAUCGCCCAGUCCGUCGGCCCACUAUCGUCCAACCUCAAAAAGGGAGUCCGGUAAUCACACCAAAAGUCGAAGAGAUGACGGCCUACAUAUCCCCGUGACAACUCGAUCUCGCUCUCCUCCCGUCGUCACUAUCGCCCCGACACUUAGCCUAUCCAGUUUGCAUUACCAGGAUUCCAGGAAGGCUUAUGAUCGGGCAAUGUUGUGCCAUUCAGUGCCAUCUAGUGUCGGAUUCAGCGGCGGAUUGAGUACGGGUUUGACUGGAUUGCAAGGCAUGCCUUCGAUGGUUGGAAAUGCGAGCUCAUAUAGCGCUUCGUCGAUGAUGGCCAACAGCAGUUCACCGGCCUCAUCAAACGGCGAGUACGCUCGCACUUCCGAUAUGUCAGGCUUUAGCCAUCCAAUACCAUCCUACACUCCGUUUCCAACGUCGAGGCCCGACGACCUCUUUUACGGUGGGCUACGCUCUUCGAUGCAGCAGUCGGCAGCCGCCACUUCGCACUUUCGACCAGAAGAAAAUCGAAAUGUGCCCAUGAGCCUCAAUAACUCCUACCACGAAAGUCUUUUGAGCCAGCUUCCGACAUCCAGAGCGCCUUCCACCUUGCUCUCGCAGCACCAAGAAGAUUACCUAUUAGCAGCCCGUAAUUCAGGCUUCAAUCCAUAUGCCCUAGCUACUUCUGGGCCUUUAGAUCAUUCCAGCUUGCACCCAAGCAUGUACUCGCAUCCUUUUGCUUCCUAUCGAUCGCUGGAAGAGCAAAUGUACAUGGAACGAUAUGGCCUCUUAAGGCCUGGAUCCUCGACUUCAGCUCUACCGUCAGCCAUCCCUCCAUAUCCUCCUUUGGGUUUCCCGUCCUACCUUAAUUUCCGCUACCCAUCACCUGGACUACUCCAUUCCGAUUUGGGACUUGUCAACAACGGCAUGGACUUGAAUAGGAUGAAAUUAGAACAAGAACAACGUAUUAAAGAACGGAUCAGAGAGGAAGAAUUCGCUGCUGCAGCUGCCAGUAAAACUCAGGAAAAUGCCGUUUCAAAUCGGCCGUUGGCUACAGUGACCCCUAGGGAAAACAGCGCAACUAAUCAGGAGCGUAGAGAUCGUGAGCGACAGCGUGAAAAAAGGAGAUCGGAAAAGGAUGUCGAAUCCAACCGAAAAAUCACCGUUCAACUACCCAACGAAUCUUCUUCCGGUCGCGGAGUCAAAGUUCACACCGUGUCUCCCCUCUACGCGUCUUAUCCGGUCAUGGUGGAUCGAUGCAACGACAUCACUGAAGAAACAGCAGCACCUGAGGCUUCCAUAAGUCCCAAUCCGCCGACGGAAGAAGAGAAACGUACCACGGAAUUCUCACUAGGAGCUCUAGAGGCUAUGGCGGCCUUGAAAAAACGUACCAUAUCACCACCACCUCCCCCAGAAGAAGAAGAGCAGCCGAGUAAACCCGCCGAGGAAGAGGUCACAGUUCCGCUGGAUUUAUCUGAUCGAUCUGUUGAAAGUGUCAGUCCGGUUGAAGUAAGCCAAGUUGAAAUUUGCCGUGGCACCUCACACGUCGAAGAAUCACCUGUGCGAAGUUUACUUGAUGUUCGGGUGGAACGCUGGAAGAGGAAACGCCAAAACAGCGAUCCCGGGGAGGAGGAAAACGAUGACGAUCUGGACGAUGAAAUGGGCCAGGAAGCAGCCGAAUCCUUGGUGUCAUUAAGCGUAGAGCAGUGCCUAAAAAAAUAUCCUAUCCCUGAAGGAGUCUCUGAGGAACAACACCAUUUCCUCCACAUGUUUGGUCUUAUUACUCCCAAGAAACGAAGUGAAUUUGAACUGGUGAAAUGCAUCCGCCGACAAAAUAUCUUGCGUGAACCAACGCCUCAGCCUAUCGACGCCGAAGAUGAGGACAGUGCCACCAGUCUUCUAAAGCAACGGACACGUUUUGCAGCCACUUUGGUUCGAUCUGCCACUGAGCCACAUAUUAAGGAUCCGGCUACUAAGAAUUUUGCUUCCAGUCUCAACCUUUAUCCGACGGAUGCAGAGGCAGUCGAAAGUCUAGAAAAGUCUUGGAACUUGGUGGUAGCCGACAGAAUGAAGCGCCACUUUGGACAAAAACAAAAUGUACGCAAGAGAUUGUGGAGCGAUACUUUCCGGCCGCUUAAUUUCGACUCGACUUCUGCAUCGACCAACGGAACUGAUGAAUCGAUUAGCAUUGAAGAAACUGGUCCGUUAAUAGGGAACUCAGCCUCCAAGCCUGUGUUUACUUUGCUAUCGCACACACCUACAUUGAACAAACAGUUGUCAGAAGUUUCAAAUAGUGUGGCCAAUUUACCCAAAUUCGAAUUGUCCAACACGGGUUCGCAAUCGACGGUGUGCGAGGCGUCCAAGUUAACUUCAGAAGUUGCGUUUUGGUUACGUCACCUUAAACCAACAAUGGCGAGGACACUAACUUCUUCGUCAGUCAAGGAAAAUGCAUCUGAUCCUACCAAAUCUGAUGAAGGAUCCUCGGCUGAAAAUAGCGACGGUGAAGUUCCCACACGUUGGCCAGGAACAGAUUCCAUCAUGGUUUUGUACAUGGCACAUCAGCAAGAGCUGCUAGUGGAGACCAAGUUUCUUCGGGAGCACUGCGAGCGUCUGCACGUCCAGUUGGCUGAAGGGCAGGCCACCUUGAGUAAAUUAUGUCUAGCACUGAGCUCCUCGGUGGAGGUGCAACGGCGGUGCAAGGAGGAAGACACUUCUACCUUGCAAUCCAUCAGCGAUCUUCAAACCACUUUAAAACUGUUGCAAUCUCCAUGAUUUGUCGUUGGAGAAUAUAGAGUAAAAAGUUUGGUGUUAGCUUGUAAAUAGAGAGUAAAUGAGGCACUGUCAUAUCAGAUGAUGGUAUUUAGGUGCAACUAUCAGUCGAUUUUUCUAUCACUUGUAAAUACGUGCAUCUUGUCGAAGUGUUAUAUCGGACACUCUUCCACUGUUUCAUAUUCAAAACUGUGUUUAGUGUUCGCAUUACUGCCUGUUGAAGCAAGCAAUAAAUUCCCUCUUGAAAAUGA
Messenger RNA from Daphnia pulicaria, 4196 nucleotides. Its product is annotated as genetic suppressor element 1-like. The record is from RefSeq and is a predicted model, not a curated record. The transcript is spliced from 11 exons. NCBI's taxonomy places the organism in Eukaryota, Metazoa, Arthropoda, Branchiopoda, Diplostraca, Daphniidae. Bases 610 to 3948 code for a protein of 1112 amino acids.